Wickerhamiella sorbophila is the source of this 822-nucleotide messenger RNA. RefSeq lists its product as hypothetical. The coding region runs from base 1 to 822 and encodes 273 amino acids. Lineage: Eukaryota; Fungi; Ascomycota; Dipodascomycetes; Dipodascales; Trichomonascaceae. The record is from RefSeq and is a predicted model, not a curated record. The transcript has a single exon.
AUGGUGUCGAGUGGUGCUUCGUCGAGUAUAUCGUCAGAGGCCUCUUCCGAUUCCAUAUCACCGGCGGCGAAGUUUGUGCCCAUCCGACCUGCCUUCCGCCCAUUGCUGCCCAAGCCCUCCCCGGCCACAGGCUCGGAGCCGACAGUAGUGCUAAAGUCACAUUCGCGGUCCACGCCAAAGCUGAUGAAAAAACGCAAGUCCGACACUGGACCUCUAGCAAAUACAGUUGCUCCGUCCUCGCUUGUGUCUAAGCGCCGCAAGUCUCCGCCGCCGAGCGGCCUGGUCGACCAUUCGCGGCCCCGCCGCAGGAACACCAGCGAUUCGCGGAGCGACGACGACGAUCUCUCGUCAAAAGAGGGCUCAGCUUCGCCGAUAGACUCAAAGGGCCUGGUGUCCCCACCUCUCACGGCGUCGGUGUCCUCCUCGACUCUGUCGAUGCUGUCGAACAACGACGACUUUGACGGCCUGCUGUACUCGGCCGCAGCGGCCAAAGCCACCCUUAGCGGUCUCUCAAAAACCAAGCCGGUUCUAGUGCCUGCGUCGCCGCCCUGCUCCGAGCAGUCAGACAUCAAAAACGCCGACGUCUUGCUGACGAGCACCACCACGCUUGAUGCGUUCAUGGAGCCAUUGCAUGAUUUGACUCUGGACACUGCCCACCAGUCCUCACUGGCAUCGCCCUCGGAACAGUUUGACGCUCUCGAGGGCAUCAACUUUGAAGACCUUGACGUCGGAGCGUUCUUGGUCCCGGAUCAAACCAACGACGCCGACGCAAACGGCUUUGAUCCCAUGGAAAUCUUUGGUCCCCGUUUGGAUAUAUUUUGA